UUUUUCAAAACCUUCAAUAGCUGUAAAGUUUGUUUUCAAAGUCAAGGGUAAUUUUCAAUAUGGAGCAGUUUGUUUUUCAGUUAUUAGUCGUAAUGGUUUUGGUGGUAGUGAUGGCACCAACCGCCAUUGUCGGCCAUGGUAUGAUGUUGAAUCCACCUCAGCGAUCAUCCAUGUUUAGGUUCGGUUUUGCAGUGCCUCCUAAUUACAACGACAACGGUCUUAAUUGCGGCGGAUUUGGGGUCCAGUACAACUCAGUGAACAAGGGCCGGUGUGGAGAGUGCGGCGACGAAUGGAGUUUACCGAGGCCUAGGCCGAACGAUGAAGGAGGCCGUUAUGGUACCGGAAUCAAAGGGAAAACCUAUCGCCAAGGAUCAGUUAUUGACAUCUCAGUUAAUGUAUCAGCCAAUCACAAGGGCUAUUUUGAAUUCCGGCUGUGCCCGAAGAAUUCCGCCAGCGAGCUAGUAACACAGGAGUGUUUGAACACAAACUUAUUGAAAUUGACAGAUGGCACAACGAGAUAUUACCUCCUAUCUUCAAUAUCCCAGCCGUUUUAUCCGCGAGUUCAGUUGCCUGUUGGUUUGACCUGCGAAAAUUGCGUUCUCCAAUGGUGGUAUAGAACAGGCAACUCGUGGGGCGUCUGCGACAACGGCGUUGGCGCUUUAGGUUGCGGGGAUCAAGAGACCUUCGUUAAUUGCGCUGAUAUAGCCAUCCUACCAUGAACAGGAAUAUCGGCCAUUGUUACUACACACUUUCAUUGAACAACCCAGAUUCACACAUGUAAAAUCUAAGCAUUCUUUAGUGAUUACAGUUAUUUCAUGUACCCAAUAAAAAUUUGGGGACUCCUCGUUUUGUUUGGACUAGUAUACUAUACCAUUAUAUUAAACCGUAUAAGUAAGUUAUUUGCUUCAUCCUUUGUUGCAUGUGUCCGACCUUAUCAAUUACAAAAUAUAAACAUUCUUGCGUGUUCAUGAAUGAGUAAAAAAAGAAUGCUUAUGUUCGAUUCAUUUCCUACUAUCGACGGGAUUAUCAAAAUGUAGUUUGAUGCCUUUAGUGUAUGUUAAUAUAGUAAAUCGAAUUUAUUUCUGUGUUGUAAAAUGAACUGUCUUCGAUGUUACAUAUUACUUAUUCCUGCUUUGCAUGCAUAUAACGCUUUUCAAUAGCUACACAAAUCGUUGCUUACUUAUCGUGACACCAUUAAGACAGCGAUAAGCUGGUACUGUACAUUCUUUGUGUGUUAUUGUAUCUCCUCACCUCGAAACGAAAAAUAAAGAUAAACAUAUCACUA
Daphnia magna is the source of this 1285-nucleotide messenger RNA. RefSeq lists its product as uncharacterized. The record is from RefSeq and is a predicted model, not a curated record. Lineage: Eukaryota; Metazoa; Arthropoda; Branchiopoda; Diplostraca; Daphniidae. The transcript is spliced from 4 exons. Bases 60 to 719 code for a protein of 219 amino acids.